Molecule: messenger RNA, 1996 nt
Organism: Trichosurus vulpecula (common brushtail)
Lineage: Eukaryota; Metazoa; Chordata; Mammalia; Diprotodontia; Phalangeridae
Gene: SLC32A1
Product: solute carrier family 32 member 1
Exons: 2
Coding region: 1-1569 (522 amino acids)
Biological process (GO): amino acid transmembrane transport
Cellular component (GO): vacuolar membrane
Molecular function (GO): amino acid transmembrane transporter activity
Source: RefSeq, a predicted model, not a curated record
AUGGCCACCUUGAUUCGCAGCAAACUGUCCAAUGUGGCCACCUCUGUGUCCAACAAGUCCCAGGCCAAGGUGAGUGGCAUGUUCGCCAGGAUGGGCUUCCAGGCGGCCACUGACGAGGAGGCUGUGGGCUUCGCCCAUUGCGACGAUCUGGACCUGGAGCAUCGGCAGGGACUGCAGAUGGACAUCCUCAAAUCCGAGCCCAGUGAAGAGGGCGCUGAGCCGCCCGUCGAAGGUGACUUCCACUACCAGAGGGACGGCUCCGGGCCCCUGCCACCCUCGGGUUCCAAAGAGCAGGGCAUGUGCUCUGAAUUCGGGGGUGGCCAGGACAAGCCCAAGAUCACUGCCUGGGAAGCAGGGUGGAAUGUGACCAACGCCAUCCAGGGAAUGUUUGUCCUCGGCCUACCCUAUGCGAUUCUGCACGGAGGAUAUUUAGGACUGUUUUUAAUUAUUUUCGCCGCUGUGGUUUGCUGCUACACUGGCAAAAUCCUCAUCGCGUGCCUCUACGAGGAAAAUGAAGACGGGGAGAUAGUCCGGGUGAGGGACUCCUACGUGGACAUUGCUAACGCCUGCUGCUCUCCCAGGUUCCCCAAACUGGGAGGGAGGAUAGUCAAUGUGGCUCAGAUUAUCGAGUUGGUCAUGACGUGCAUCCUCUAUGUAGUGGUCAGUGGCAAUCUGAUGUACAACAGCUUUCCCAGCUUGCCAGUCUCUCAGAAGUCCUGGUCUAUCAUCGCCACUGCGGCGUUACUGCCCUGCGCCUUUUUGAAAAAUCUAAAAGCCGUCUCCAAAUUCAGCUUGCUCUGCACCUUGGCCCACUUCGUUAUCAACAUCCUAGUCAUUGCCUACUGCCUGUCUAGGGCCCGGGACUGGGCUUGGGAGAAGGUCAAGUUUUACAUAGACGUGAAGAAGUUCCCCAUCUCUAUAGGCAUCAUCGUCUUUAGCUACACCUCACAGAUCUUCCUCCCAUCUUUGGAAGGCAAUAUGCAGAAGCCGAAGGAGUUCCACUGCAUGAUGAACUGGACACACAUCGCGGCCUGCGUGCUCAAGGGCCUCUUUGCUCUUGUGGCCUAUCUGACCUGGGCCGACGAGACUAAAGAGGUCAUCACCGACAACCUGCCAUCCACCAUUCGUGCUGUGGUCAACAUCUUCCUGGUGGCCAAGGCGCUGCUAUCCUACCCGCUGCCAUUCUUUGCUGCUGUGGAAGUGCUGGAGAAGUCCCUCUUCCAGGAAGGUAGCCGCACCUUCCUUCCCAACUGCUAUGGGGGCGACGGACGGCUGAAGCCCUGGGGGCUGACACUGCGCUGCGCGCUGGUGGUGUUCACGCUGCUCAUGGCCAUUUACGUGCCGCAUUUUGCGCUGCUCAUGGGCCUCACUGGGAGCUUGACCGGUGCCGGCCUCUGCUUCCUGCUGCCCAGCCUCUUCCAUCUCAAGCUGCUCUGGCGGAAGUUACUCUGGCACCACGUCUUCUUCGACGCGGCCAUUUUCCUCAUUGGCGGCAUCUGCAGCGUGUCCGGGUUUGUGCACUCCCUGGAGGGGCUCAUCGAGGCUUACCGAACCAAUUCAGAAGACUAAACCCUGGGGCAGCGGCGGAAAGGCUGGUGGGCUGGCGGGAGUUCUCUUGGCAACUCCCCCUCUCCCAUGAACACCUGCACUGCUCCCAACCUUCUCGCUCUGGUCCCACGGGUUCCUUCGCUGCUCUCUGCCUAGUUCCAUUCUAUCCAGCCCAAUCCAAUCCCAUUCUGCCUGGUCCCCCAGGUUCCAUCUCUGCAUCCCUUCCUAUCCAAGCCCUUCCAGACUUGGGAUUGGGUGGCUAGGGUGAGUGGUUCAAAGAUGGCCGCACCCAGUCCAGACCCCACACCCUUAUCGAAUCAGCCCCAUCCCACCCUCUCCAAGCUUCGCCCAGUUCAGGUGUUUGCAUCUCUGUGACCCUCCCGAUUCAGUCCGGUCCCUUUGGGGUAGGGCAGGGUCUACCUCGACACGUCUAGGCUUUUGGGCUUGU